Neomonachus schauinslandi (Hawaiian monk seal) is the source of this 664-nucleotide messenger RNA. RefSeq names its product epidermal growth factor receptor kinase substrate 8-like protein 1. Gene Ontology annotation, biological process: Rho protein signal transduction; positive regulation of ruffle assembly; regulation of Rho protein signal transduction. Gene Ontology annotation, cellular component: ruffle membrane; plasma membrane; vesicle. Gene Ontology annotation, molecular function: actin binding. The record is from RefSeq and is a predicted model, not a curated record. NCBI's taxonomy places the organism in Eukaryota, Metazoa, Chordata, Mammalia, Carnivora, Phocidae. Bases 87 to 602 code for a protein of 171 amino acids. The transcript is spliced from 7 exons.
ACAGCAGAGAGCGGGGCCUCUCGCAGCAGACCGAGCCUGACGGGCAGGGCACCUCCAGGUGGCAGGAGCUCCCCAUUCUCCACACCAUGAGCACCACCACAGGCCCAGAAGCUGCCCCCAAACCAAGUGCCAAGUCAAUCUAUGAGCAGAGGAAGCGUUACUCCACUGUGGUUAUGGCAGAUGUUUCCCAGUAUCCAGUCAACCACCUGGUGACUUUCUGCCUGGGUGAAGAGGAUGGCGUGCACACCGUGGAGGACGCCUCGCGGAAGCUGGCCGUCAUGGACAGCCAGGGCCGCAUCUGGGCCCAAGAGAUGCUGCUGCGUGUGUCUCCGGACCAUGUCACGCUGCUUGACCCCAUCUCCAAGGAGGAGCUGGAGUCGUACCCGCUGGGCGCCAUCGUGCGCUGCGACGUGGUGCUGCUCCCAGGCCGGAGCCGCUCGCUGCUGCUGCUCGUGUGUCAGGAGCCCGAGCGCACGCAGCCGGACGUGCACUUCUUCCAGGGCUUGCGUCUCGGGGCGGAGCUGAUCCGAGAGGACGUCCAGGGGGCUCUGCAUGACUACCGGUCCGGCCGCGGAGAGCGCAGGCCCGCGGCGCUCAGGUAAGGGUGCUGGGCUGGAAGCGGGGGAGAAGAGAGGAUGGGGGGCGGUGUUUCUGGGAGGCCAGC